Molecule: messenger RNA, 1892 nt
Organism: Lethenteron reissneri (Far Eastern brook lamprey)
Lineage: Eukaryota; Metazoa; Chordata; Hyperoartia; Petromyzontiformes; Petromyzontidae
Product: aspartoacylase-like
Cellular component (GO): cytosol
Molecular function (GO): aminoacylase activity; hydrolase activity, acting on ester bonds
Source: RefSeq, a predicted model, not a curated record
GCUGGUGGGGGGGGUGUGGAGCUGGUGGGGGGGUGUGGAGAUGGUGGCCGCCGCGUUGGACUUUGAAACUUUCUCCUUCACCGCCCCUCGGAGACGCAAAGAGAUCUUACAAUCAACGCUUGUUGGUCGAUGUCUUUGAUUUAUCGCACUCGCUACGUCUCCACACACACGCCCCCCCCCUACCUACCACCACCACGUCGUUGAAAGUUGCGACAGCGACAGCAACAGCAACAACGACGGUCUCUCCCUUCUCUUCACGAACAACAACAACGACCCCGGGCCGGCUUGCAAAGGAUGGAAUCGGUGCCACCCGUCAGCCGCGUGGCUAUCUUUGGCGGCACACAUGGAGACGAAAUGUCCGGGGUGUGCUUGGCGCGCCACUGGCUGUCGGACGCUGGCGAGGCAGCUGCGGAGAUAUCUCGUCCGUCGUUCAGCAGCACGCCUGUCGUGGCCAACCCCCGUGCCGUGCAGCGCUGCACACGUUACAUUGACACCGAUCUCAACCGCUGUUUCACGCACGAACAGCUCGCGGUGGAAGUAAAGGAGGACACCCCGUAUGAGACUCUACGAGCACAAGAACUAAAUCGCCUGUUUGGGCCCAAGGGCUCGGAUCAAGCCUUUGACUUUAUAAUAGACAUGCACAACACCACGUCGAACAUGGGCAACUGCCUGAUUGUGUCUAACUCCGCCGACAUCUUGGCCUUGCACAUGGCUCGAUACAUGCAGAGCAAGUGCCAACCCAUGCCAUGCCCUGUGCUACUCACAGAGCACCCUGUGCUGCAGUAUGCCACAGGGAGAUCUGUAGCCAAGCAUAGCCUUGCACUAGAGCUUGGGCCUCAACCACAAGGUGUUGCACGGGCAGAUGUUCUCAUCCGCAUGAGGAAGCUGGUCACAACGGCCCUUGACUUCCUGCAUCUUUUCAACACAGGACACGAGUUUCCGGCUGGCAACUUGGAGGUGUGCCGUGUCACUGAGCGCAUUGAUUACCCUCGGGACUCGCAUGGGAAUUUGACAGCCGUCAUCCACCCUGAUCUACAGGAUCGUGACUGGGAGCCACUGCAUCCAGGAAAGCCUGUAUUCCUCACUCUGGAUGGAGCAACCAUUCCGUACAAGGGCCCUAGUGUCACUAUCCCUGCCUUUAUCAAUGAGGCAGCCUACUAUGAGAAAGGCCUGGCCUUCUGGGCAACCCAGCGUGAAAUGCUACACUUCCCAGCUCUUCGCGUGGAUGGGCAAGCCAGCCAGGCUCAUAUUUAAUUGUUGUGCCUUAAGUUGCUCUGCACUGUUAACAAUCAAAUUGCAUCACACGUACUUAUAGAUCUAUUUUAAAACUAAAAGUAAUUUUGUACUAGCAUUCGAAUAUGUCGACAAUAUAAAUUGCCUAAGGUGUAUCAAUAACUUAGAAAAUCUGGCACCGUAUUUGCAAAAUGUUUUCUACUGUAAAGUUGAAGAUGAAAGCUCUGGUACUUGGCCUAGAUUAGGCAUUACAUGCUGAUGUUGCCUUAUUUUUCUAAAUGUGUAAAUUCCCCACAAUAGCAAUUGGGAAAUAAUGAUUCUUGAGCUUUUUGGGGCUUGAAAUGCACUGGUUUCUUGGGUUUAUGCAGUAAAAAUUAUUUAGCAAAUAUGAAUGAACGCUAAUCGAUGGACUUGGACUGACCGAGAUAGUACUAACCGAGUGCCUCACAUCUUUGGUUUUAUCUCCUAGUAAUAACUAGUCGGGAUAAAAAUAUAUAUAGAUUUGCAAUGCAUUGGAUGUGCUUAGGGAUUGUUCAUUAUGUAUGUAUGUUGAACUUCUUACGUAGCUAACUGUACUAAUCAGAGGUCCGGGGAAGGACAACUAAACUAAACAAAAAUCAGUGCUAAAGAAAUGAGUUUUCAAUAAAGACUUGAAAUUG